This is a messenger RNA of Betta splendens (Siamese fighting fish), 922 nucleotides long. Its product is annotated as cysteine-rich and transmembrane domain-containing protein 1-like. The record is from RefSeq and is a predicted model, not a curated record. The coding region runs from base 101 to 523 and encodes 140 amino acids. The transcript is spliced from 5 exons. NCBI's taxonomy places the organism in Eukaryota, Metazoa, Chordata, Actinopteri, Anabantiformes, Osphronemidae.
CGAGAGAGGAAGAGGUGAGAGAGUAGACAUAGGAGGAGCCUAUCCGAUCUUCAGCCACAGAGAAGCGACAGGAACAAAUCCUGCCGUGAUUCUGCUGAAGAUGAGUUCUGAUCCACCUCCUCCAUACCGAACUCAUUUCCCAGAAGGCGCCUCGGCCCCUGGCUUCACUCCAGCUCUCAGCUCUCAGCCUGCAGCCUUUGCCAGCUCUUCAUACCAGAUCUUCCCUCAGACUUACACCGGUGGAGACCAAUCCUUCUACCAGGGCUGUCCAGGGGCCUUUGUGAGCCAGCCUGGCUACCAGGGCUACCACAGUGGGGCUCCAGGAGCUGCCUAUCGCUGGGACGGGUCCAAGCCGUAUGCCGAGCCUCCCAAACACACAGUGUUCAUGAUGGGGCCACAGGACCAACACCAUGGCAUGAAAGACUCAUGUCUGAAGGUCUGUUCAGCCCUGCUGUGUUGCUGUUGCCUCUGGGACAUGUUCACCUCUCACCUGUGCUGCCCACUGACCUCUGACCUUCACUGAGUCCCCCAUCAAGAAGCUUGGACAACUGAUUUUCCACACAAUAUAAGUGUUUAUUUUGCCUGUUAACUCACUACUAACACUCAGACUCGUUACUGUCUCAUUAGCCUCUUUACAACACUCACCAAAGAUAAUUCUCAAAACCUUUCAAGUAAAAAAUCUGCUUCGAGACAGAAAAAGUAUGACUUUAGUUUCUGUGGAUUGACAAUUUAUUCUCCACUAAACAGAACUUAUUAAGACCUUUUAGAAAACCCAACAAAUCCCACUUACUGAUUUUUAGCCAAAAACAGUGAAGGUCAUUAAAAUAAAAUACAGGAAACUUCAAAGAAAGGAUUUAAAUGCAUAUAAUAUCUGUAACCAACCUCUACCACCAAAACCAUGAAUAAAACAGUGGUGAAAUCA